AUGCAAUUCCCUCUCCAAACGGAAGCCCUCGUGGUCGACACAGUCGGAGGCGGCUUUGUGAUGACCCCGAUUACCAUACACGACUUAAGGUCGGACGAGAUACUCGUCGAGAUGAAGUACUCGGGCAUCUGCCAUACCGACUUCUACCUCCAACAGGGCGGUUUCGGUCCUCUUACGCAGUUUCCGGCCAUUGCCGGGCACGAAGGAGCAGGGAUUAUACGGGGCAUCGGCUCGAACGUCAAGAAUAAGUCACUCCAAGUCGGGGACUCUGUAUUGCUUUCCUUUGCCGCUUGUGGAGAGUGCUCCCAUUGCCAAGAGGACCAGUUCAGCCGAUGCACCCAGUUCAUACCGCUCAACCUGACCGGUAUUAUACGCUCUGAUGGGAGUACCCCUGCCAAACUCUCUGACGGCCGGGCCGUCCGAAGCCAGUUCUUUGGGCAGUCGUCAUUUUCCCGAUUCUCGGCGGUGCAUGAGAACUGCCUGGUCAAAUGCCUGUACCCCCAGGACAUGGCGAUCUACUCCCCGAUGGGGUGCGGGUACCAGACCGGAGCGGGAACCAUUCUCAACAUCUUCAAGCCCAAGCCGGGCCAAACCGUGGCUGUGUUCGGCGCGGGCAGCGUCGGAUUUGCGGCGAUCAUGGCUGCCGCAACCAUUCCGGUCAAGCAAAUCAUCGCCAUAGACAUCGUGGAGAGAAAGCUGGCGCUGGCAAAAGAGAUAGGUGCCACACAUACCAUAAACUCCUCAACUGUUCAAGGCAGCGUCGUGGACGAACUGAAGAAGCUUACUGGAGGACAGGGGGUGGACUUCGCCGUCGACACCACUGGCGUGUCUUCGGUUGUCGAGAAGAUGCUUGACUGCCUGGCCUACAGCGGAACCGCGGCAUCAGUUGGGGCGCCACCAAGAGAAGAGAAAAUUACGGUGGACGUUGGCCUUUUCUUUGGGCUCAAAAAGACGUGGAUCAGCGUUUCCGAAGGGGACUCGCAUCCCCCCGAGUUCGUCCCCAAGCUCAUCGACCUCCACAGGCAGGGGAAGUUUCCGAUCGAGAAGAUAAGUAAAGUUUAUCCUGUUGCCGAUUUUGAGAAGGCCGUUUCCGACAUGAAAGAUGGAACCGUCAUCAAACCGAUCAUUAAAUUUUGA
Chaetomium globosum CBS 148.51 is the source of this 1137-nucleotide messenger RNA. RefSeq lists its product as uncharacterized. Lineage: Eukaryota; Fungi; Ascomycota; Sordariomycetes; Sordariales; Chaetomiaceae. The transcript is spliced from 4 exons. The coding region runs from base 1 to 1137 and encodes 378 amino acids. The record is from RefSeq and is a predicted model, not a curated record. Gene Ontology annotation, molecular function: oxidoreductase activity; zinc ion binding.